Molecule: messenger RNA, 3978 nt
Organism: Closterium sp. Naga37s-1
Lineage: Eukaryota; Viridiplantae; Streptophyta; Zygnematophyceae; Desmidiales; Closteriaceae
Source: the annotation of a GenBank genome assembly
AUGUACUGCUACACCGCGUACUUCUACUAUCAGGUAAGAGUUCUUAAACUCUUGGAUGGUUUUACUGCUAUACUUGCCAAUGUGCGGCGGGGUGGGUCCGCGAGUCCUCUUGAUCGCUCUCCCCGCCAGCACUUCCGACGCUCCUUCUUUUCCCCUUCCUUCUUUCGUAUGUUGCAGUUCUUUCCCCGCCUCUGCUCAUCACCUCUGCUUCUCUCCCUCAUCCCCUCUGCUUCUCUCCCUCAUCCCCUCUGCUUCUCUCCCUCAUCCCCUCUGCUUCUCUCCCUCAUCCCCUCUGCUUCUCUCCCUCAUCCCCUCUGCUUCUCUCCCUCAUCCACUCUGCUUCUCUCCCUCAUCCCCUCUGCUUCUCUCCCUCAUCCCCUCUGCUUCUCUCCCUCAUCCCCUCUGCUUCUCUCCCUCAUCCACCCUGCUUCUCUCCCUCAUCCCCUCUGCUUCUCUCCCUCAUCCCCUCUGCUUCUCUCCCUCAUCCCCUCUGCUUCUCUCCCUCAUCCCCUCUGCUUCUCUCCCUCAUCCCCUCUGCUUCUCUCCCUCAUCCCCUCUGCUUCUCUCCCUCAUCCCCUCUGCUUCUCUCCCUCAUCCCCUCUGCUUCUCUCCCUCAUCCCCUCUGCUUCUCUCCCUCAUCCCCUCUGCUUCUCUCCCUCAUCCCCUCUCCUUCUCUCCCACAUCCCCUCUCCUUCUCUCCCACAUCCCCUCUCCUUCUCUCCCACAUCCCCUCUCCUUCUCUCCCUCAUCCCCUCUCCUUCUCCCCCUCAUCCCCUCCUUCUCUCCCUCAUCCCCUCUCCUUCUCUCCCUCAUGCCCUCUCCUUCUCUCCCGCAUCCCCUCUCCUUCUCCCCCUCAUCCGCUCUCCUUCUCUCCCUCAUCCCCUCUCCUUCUCCCCCUCAUCCGCUCUCCUUCUCUCCCUCAUCCCCUCUCCUUCUCCCCCUCAUCCGCUCUCCUUCUCUCCCUCAUCCCCUCUGCUUCUCUGCUUCUCUCCACCCCUCUCCCAUCAGGUCAUCCGCCACGCUGUGCGUCUGUCCAACCGCUACGCGUCUCUCGUCAUCCGUCACGCGGUGCGUCUGUCCAACCGCUACGCGUCCCUCGUGCAGCACUGGGAUUCACCCCUCUCUCCCUCAUCCCUCUCCCCAACUUUUCCCCCUCCCCUGCCAGGUCGUUCGUCACGCGGUGCGUCUGUCCAACCGCUACGCGUCCCUGGUGCAGCACUGGCCGGCCGGCAGCAGCGGGCUCUACCCCGGCUGGAUCGCCACCCGCAAGGUUCGGCCCGAAGCAAGGACGGCUUGGUGGGGGGUGGGAAGAGGUGGGGCAGUGGGGGAGGGCACGUGUUGGCGUUGUACUGGCUUGUAGCGUCGCUAGCGUACGUGGUGUAUCUGCACGAGGCGAGUACGGUCUUCCUCCUCGCCUUCGCUGUAGCGAAUUACGUUCUAGUGAAGCAGCUGGGGUCCUGGUGCGCAAGCCGAGGCAGCAGCAGCAGCAGCAAGCAGGGCGCCGGCGCAAGCAGCAAGUGGGACUGGCUGUUCCCGACGGUCCUGUGGGCAUGGCAGUGCGGCUCGUACAUUCUCAUCCGCUCAUACGACGGCUUCCGAUUCGCCCACAUCCCCCUAGUGGGCGGCAGUGUGGCGUUCCUGGACGCGCACAGGGGGGUGUUCCGGUGGGAGAUCUGCUACAACCUGCUGCUGCUGCGCAUGAUCAGCUUUGGCCUUGAUUACUACUGGGCCGCCCGCGACGCUGCAGCAGCAGCAGGAGUAGGAGCAGCGGCAGUAGCGCAGGGAGAGCCGUUGCUGGGUUCCAAGGUCACAGGGACUGUCAGUGCCAGCAGCACGGGAAGCAGCUUCCUGGAAGCUCACCGAGCCAAGUGCUUGCAGUGCAGGCAGGGGCAGGCGUGCUACACGGCGCGGCAGGGGGAGAGCCUCCCUCUGGCUGCAUACUCCCUCCCCGCCUACCUUGCUUACCUCCUCUUCGCCCCACUCUACAUCUCCGGGCCCAUUGCCUCUUUCAACGCCUUCACCUCGCAGCUCGACACCCCGCAAAAGACAAUGUCUGCCGCCCGCGUCGCCGUCUAUGCCGUCCGGCUGGCGGCGUCGUUUCUCCUCAUGGAGCUCAUGAUGCACUUCUGCUACUUCCAGGCACUUGCCAAGUCCGCCGGACCCUGGUUCUCGGAAGCUUCCCACAGCACGGGGGGCAAUGACCUGGGGAGUGCCCUGUGGGGUCAAGAGGCCCCCGGGAAUCUCGCUCUGGGGAUGAGCAUAGUGAGCUAUGGCGUUCUUAACUUCAUGUGGCUUAAGUUCUUCCUCAUCUGGCGCUACUUCCGCCUCUGGGCGCUCGUGGCCGGGGUGGAAACCCCCGAGAACCUUCCGCGGUGCAUCAACAACAACUACGACAUUGAGGGGUUCUGGCGCGGGUGGCAUGCGUCGUACAACAAGUGGAUCGUGCGGUACCUGUACAUUCCGCUGGGCGGCGGGAAGCGGAAGCUAGUGAACGUGUGGGUGGUGUUCACGUUUGUGGCGCUGUGGCAUGACUUGGAGUGGAAGCUGCUGUGGUGGGCGUGGCUCACAUCUCUGCUGCUCGCACCAGAGUUGAUUGUCAAGACCAUUGGCAACCUCAAGGCCAUGCAGGUACGAGCCUUCCUUGCCUUGCUUUUGAGACGCCUCACAAGGUGGCUCACGUCUCUGCUGCUGGCGCCUGAGAUGAUCGUCAAAGCCACUGGCAACCUCAAGGCCCUGCAGGUGCGCGCCCUUGCUCGCUGCUGCCCUUGCUCACGCAUGAAAACAUGUUGCAUAGGGAGAAUUGCGCUCUGUGCCGAUGCAUGCCAUGGCAUGGGCCGCUCUGUGCUGUGCGUACAAGUCUAUGUUCCAACCCCAACCACCCUUUCACCACCUUUACUCCCCUGUUCUCCUCCCUAUCUCCUCUUUCUCCCGCUCUCCUUCCGCUUUCUUCUCUUUCCCACAUCUUCCCUCUGUGUCGGCCUGCCCACAGGGCUUCCCCAGGUCAUGGCUGGCUUCCGCAAGUCGUGGCUGUACCGCGAGUGCUGUGCAAUAGCCGGCUCCAUCAACGUGCUUGGUCUGAUGACGGCCAACCUGGUGGGCUUUGUGGUGGGGCUGGACGGCGUGCGCGGCUUCCUCUCCAGCUUCCUCUCCGACCCCUUUCUUGUACUCUUCAUUUACAAGCAGACAGAAAUGGCUGCCCUCGCCAACGCCGCUGUUGCUCCCUCCACCUUCGUCGGCCAGAGCGCUGAGCUCGCCGCCAAGGUCAACAAUGUGGAGGCUCGCAUCUCCAUGAGGAAGACGGCCAAGGCCGCCCCCGCCAGCUCCUUCUACGGCCCCGACCGCCCCCAGUUCCUGGGCCCCUUCUCCUCCCCCCCGUCGUACCUCAACGGCGAGUAUGCCGGUGACUACGGGUGGGACACCGCCGGCCUGUCCGCCGACCCCGAGACGUUCGCCAAGAACCGCGAGCUGGAGGUGAUCCACGCCCGCUGGGCUCUUCUCGGCGCCCUGGGCUGCCUGACCCCCGAGCUCCUGGCCAACAACGGCGUCGAGUUCGGCGAGGCCGUGUGGUUCAAGGCCGGUGCCCAGAUCUUCUCCGAGGGCGGCCUCGACUACCUCGGCAACCCCGGCCUGAUCCACGCCCAGUCCAUCCUUGCCAUCUGGGCCACCCAGGUCAUCCUGAUGGGCGCCGUUGAGAGCUACCGCGUGGGUGGCCUCGAGGGCUUCCAGGAGGUUGAGGACCCCCUGUACCCCGGCGGUGCGUUCGACCCCCUGGGUCUGGCUGACGACCCCGACGCUCUCGCCGAGCUGAAGGUGAAGGAGCUGAAGAACGGCCGCCUCGCCAUGGUGUCGAUGUUCGGAUUCUUCGUCCAGGCCAUCGUGACCGGCAAGGGUCCCCUUGAGAACCUGUCCGACCACCUGGCUGAUCCCACCGUGAACAACGCCUGGGCCUAUGCCACCAACUUCACCCCCGGCCAGUAA